CGCCCGCAUGCCAUCUCAAACCUCUACUUUCCUCGAUUCUUCCACUGCUCUCGAGCACUUGAAGGCCUAUCCUCGCUUUGAUGGCUUAUCUGUGAAGGAACUCAUGGACUCGCAGGUUCAUGGAGGACUCACCUACAACGACUUUCUUCUUUUACCUGGAAAGAUCGACUUUCCUGCUGGAGUGGUCAACACGGAGAGUCGAAUUACGAGGAAUGUGACGCUCAAAACCCCAUUUCUGAGUAGUCCUAUGGACACUGUUACUGAGGGUGAGAUGGCUAUUGCGCUGGCUCUCUUAGGAGGCAUAGGCGUCAUACACCAUAAUCAAACUGCCGAGAAUCAGGCCGCUAUGGUCAGGGCCGUCAAGCGCCACGAAAACGGUUUUAUCACCGACCCCGUUGUCCUUUCUCCGACAAACAGUGUUGAAGAUGUGUUAGAUAUCAAGGCCAGGCUUGGAUUCUGUGGUAUUCCCAUCACAGAUACCGGUAAACUUGGCGGAAAGCUGGUCGGUAUUGUCACCUCGCGCGAUAUUCAGUUCCGAGGUCCCGCUACGCCACUUACUGAGGUUAUGGUCACCAACUUGGUAACGGCCCCACAGGGCAUCACACUUCCAGAAGCGAAUGACAUUCUUCGUGACUCUAAGAAGGGAAAGUUACCCAUUGUCGACAAAGGAGGGUGCCUAGUUUCCCUCCUCGCGCGCUCCGAUCUUCUUAAAAACCAGUCGUAUCCUCUUGCUUCCAAAAAUCCAGUCACGAAACAACUCUAUGCUGCCGCGGCUAUCGGUACCCGUCCAGCAGACCGUGAUCGCCUCAACCUUCUUGUCGAGGCCGGACUCGACGUCGUUGUUCUUGAUUCGUCCCAAGGCAACUCGACGUUCCAGAUCGAGAUGUUACAAUGGAUCAAGGCCACUCACCCGAAGCUUGAUGUCAUUGCUGGCAAUGUGGUCACUCGCGAGCAAGCAGCCUCCUUGAUUGCCGCUGGUGCUGACGGUCUCCGUGUUGGAAUGGGAUCCGGUUCUAUUUGCAUCACGCAGGAGGUUAUGGCUGUUGGCAGACCACAGGCAACGGCAGUUUACGCUGUCGCGGAGUUUGCCAACAAGUUUGGUGUCCCUGUUGUUGCUGAUGGCGGUAUCAGUAAUGUCGGCCAUAUCGUCAAAGCUCUGGCCCUUGGUGCUGGUGCCGUCAUGAUGGGUGGUCUCCUUGCGGGAACAGAAGAGGCCCCUGGUGAAUACUUUUACCACGAGGGGAAACGUGUGAAGGCUUAUCGAGGGAUGGGGAGCUUGGAGGCUAUGGAGCAGGGUAGACCGGGUGGGACUAUCACCAAAGUUCGUGGAUCUGCGACUGGUUCCAACAAGUACCCGUAUCCCAAGAAGGUUGAAACGUUGGAGAACGCUGCAACGCAGAGGUACUUUUCGGAGAACAGUGCUGUAAAGGUCGCGCAGGGUGUUAGCGGAGAUGUUCAGGAUAAAGGAAGCAUCAAGGCCUUCGUUCCCUAUCUGUAUGCAGGUCUGCAGCAUUCGUUCCAAGACGUCGGAGUCAGGAAUGUCGCGGAGCUUAGAAAAGGUGUCGAGUCUGGCUCGGUUCGGUUUGAAAUGAGGACUGCUAGUGCUCAGGUCGAGGGAGGAGUGCAUGGGCUUAACUCAUAUACAAAACGAUUGUUCUCUGGUUGAUUGAUGUAUUUUUACUGUUGCGCUUAGCUAGGCUUGUGGAUGUAUCAGAGUAGACAUUGUUCGGUAGAAAUACCGAUGUAGAACAUUCGAAUUUGAUUUCAAAUCUCCUCAG
Molecule: messenger RNA, 1778 nt
Organism: Marasmius oreades (fairy-ring Marasmius)
Lineage: Eukaryota; Fungi; Basidiomycota; Agaricomycetes; Agaricales; Marasmiaceae
Exons: 4
Coding region: 8-1666 (552 amino acids)
Biological process (GO): GTP biosynthetic process
Cellular component (GO): cytoplasm
Molecular function (GO): IMP dehydrogenase activity
Source: RefSeq, a predicted model, not a curated record